AUGGGUUGCAUUUGCGCCACCGCGCGUUCUUCAAACGCCGCCGUUGCCAAUAAUGAGCUAAUGGAUUCAAGCAAUUCCAUCAUGCAUCUUAUGCCUCAUCCUCCGUCUUCCUCGUCCUCUUUAUCCAAAAAGGAAGUAGGAUCUUUCAGACGUCAGACUUCUGCAGCUUCCAUAACCGUCGUGGCUAAUGGUUAUCCAGUGGUGCGUCGUCCCUCCACGUCAUCUGAUCGAAGCAGCACCAAGAAAGCGGUUACUGUGGGAGCUCCGACCAGGAACCCCACCAGAAGAGUCACGGCUAUGCCGGCAGUGCAACAGCAACAGCAGCCAGGGCGUUUGAUUGGAACUAAAACGGAACCCACUAGCGGAGAAUGGCCGUCUUGGUUGGCUUCUGUAGCUGGAGAAGCUAUCAAAGGAUGGGUUCCUCGCUGCGCAGAUUCUUAUGAGAAGUUAGACAAAAUUGGACAGGGGACUUACAGCAGCGUGUACAAAGCCAGAGACCUGGAAACGGGAAAGAUCGUGGCGAUGAAGAAAGUUCGGUUUGUGAAUAUGGACCCAGAGAGUGUCCGGUUUAUGGCUAGGGAGAUUCUCAUUCUUCGUAAGCUUGAUCACCCCAAUGUUAUGAAGCUUGAAGGUCUAGUCACCUCUAGACUCUCAAGUAGUCUCUACCUUGUUUUUGAGUACAUGGAGCACGAUCUCGCAGGUCUAGCCGCAACUCCUGGAAUCAAAUUCUCUGAAUCUCAGAUCAAGUGCUAUAUGCAACAGCUGUUUCGUGGUCUUGAACAUUGCCACAGACGAGGAAUCCUCCACCGUGAUAUCAAGGGAUCUAAUCUCUUGAUUAACAACGAAGGUGUUUUGAAAAUUGGUGACUUCGGAUUGGCAAAUUUUUACCGUGGUAAUGGAGAUAUGCAGCUGACAAGCCGAGUUGUAACCUUAUGGUACAGAGCGCCUGAGCUGUUGCUCGGUGUCACUGAGUAUGGACCAGCUAUAGACCUGUGGAGUGCCGGCUGCAUUCUCGCUGAGCUCUUUGCCGGAAAGCCUAUUAUGCCAGGACGCACAGAAGUGGAGCAGAUGCACAAGAUCUUUAAGCUAUGUGGUUCACCCUCAGAAGAUUACUGGAGAAGAGCAACUCUGCCACUUGCAACAAUCUUUAAACCUAGUCACCCUUACAAACCUGUUCUUGCUGAAACCUUUAGUCAUUUCCCUGCAUCAGCUAUGACCCUCAUCAAUAAGCUACUGGAAAUAGAACCUGAGAAACGUGGAUCAGCUGUUUCAUCCUUGAGAAGCGAAUUUUUCAACACGGAGCCCCUCCCAGCUAUUCCAUCAAGCUUGCCUAGAUACCCACCAAGCAAGGAACUUGACGCUAAGCUUCGCAACGAAGAAGAAAGAAAACUAAGGGCAGAGGAUAACAAGAGAAGAGGAGGAGAGACUGUGACAAGAGGACGACCAAAAGAUCUUAAAAGUACCCAGACACCUGAGCUUAUGGCCAGAGGGCAGUCUAAGGUCACAUGCAUCAGCCAUAAGUUCAAAACAGACGAGGAAGGUGGCACCGGGUUUAGGAUUGAACCACCAAGAAGAGGGAUCCAGCAGAAUGGUUACGCUCAUGCUUCUUCUAUGGUUCAUCCAAGUGUUGCUAAUUCAGAAUGGAACAUAGGUGGUGGGAGCAUCAAAAGGAAAACUAAUGCGGAGCUGAAGUCUAGGAUAUCGCAAACAGGAAACGUGUCUGGUGACUCUUGUAGGAGAGCUUCCAAAAGAGAUUACUCAACCGGAAACGCACCAAGGAAGAACAGAAUCCAUUACUCAGGACCGUUGAUGCCUCCUGGUGGAAAUCUUGAAGAAAUGCUCAAAGAGCACGAGAAGCAGAUCCAACAAGCUGUCCGCAAAGCCCGUGUCGAAAAUUCUGCAUCUAAUAAAACAAGGCAGCAGCAGCGUUACACGGGAACAGAUGCUCGGUAGCUAAAGAGAGAGCGAGAGAAAAAGGAACAAG
Messenger RNA from Brassica oleracea var. oleracea, 1984 nucleotides. Its product is annotated as probable serine/threonine-protein kinase At1g09600. The record is from RefSeq and is a predicted model, not a curated record. NCBI's taxonomy places the organism in Eukaryota, Viridiplantae, Streptophyta, Magnoliopsida, Brassicales, Brassicaceae. Gene Ontology annotation, cellular component: nucleus; cyclin-dependent protein kinase holoenzyme complex. Bases 1 to 1953 code for a protein of 650 amino acids. Gene Ontology annotation, molecular function: cyclin-dependent protein serine/threonine kinase activity; RNA polymerase II CTD heptapeptide repeat kinase activity; ATP binding. Gene Ontology annotation, biological process: protein phosphorylation; positive regulation of transcription elongation by RNA polymerase II. The transcript is spliced from 7 exons.